UCUCACAGGAGGCAUAUUGGACACACAAGACCUGCAGACAGAUAAAGAUGCUGUUGGCAUGGGAAAAAACGCUGUGUGUUUUGCACCUGUUCUUAUCUAUACAGAUGAGCGAUCGAGCGGUAGUUUUGAACAUGAUGCCGGAUACAUUUGAUGACCAGUACAUCGGUUGCGCAGAAGAGAUGGAGCAUCAGAUGCCGAAAAUUCUUACGGAGGAACUGAAAUACAACCAGUUUGCUGUAAUGUGGGAAAGAGCGAGUCGGGCCUGGAAUAGGAAAGGAUUGCCCCUUCCAAGCAAGUUUGAUGACAAGUAUGGCACAGCAGUUGUAUUGUACACAAUGGAAACGCCAUACCCUAUCUACAGACAGCUGAACGGAAAUGUCUCAAUCAUGGGAAAGUCUCGAGAUCUCUACAUGAAAAAUUUCCAUUUUAAAGCUCUUCACUUUUACCUGACCCGAGCCUUACAGGUGCUGAGAACAGGCUGUGCCAACAAGACUCGGGUCUACCGGGGGACAGAUAUUGGUGCUGUGGAUGUAGCUAAGAAAAUACGUUUUGAUCGGUUUACAUCUUCCUCUACCAGUAUAACAAUUGCUGAACGGUUUGGGAAAAAACCCUUUUUCAACAUAUUAACCUGCUAUGGUGUGGACAUAGCUGACUUAUCAGAUUACGAGGAACAAGAAUAUCUCAUUCCCGUUGCAGAAACAUUUAACAUGGUAAGCCAGACUGAAAACACGUACGAGUUGGAAAGCACCGGAAAACUUUGCAGCUACUUCAACUGUGCUUACUUAGGAGGUGAGAAGAGAGAAAGCCCCGUGUGCAAUUCUGGUUCAACAGGAUUUCUAAAUUCUGGGCCCAGGACUCACCUCAGCAUUACUGGAUUGGCUAUUAUACUUUAUCUAAAGUGUGUCAUCUUUUUCUGAGGUCACCUCAUGCUAAUGUAUCUCAGCACUGUGUGAAAUCCACUAUCACCAUUCCAUCUUGAUAAAUAUGCUGACGUGGUGCUAUUGUGAAACUCCAUCCAGCUGGGAAGGGUUAUGACCUCUGUUGGGUUUUUGUUAUUUUCUCAUACUUACUACUCUGGCAACAGGCAGUCAGAGGGAUAGCAAUCGAUCAGACAUAUACAUGAGCAAAAAAAAAAAACACUUUGGAACUGAUUUACAAAAACUGGAGAGUGCAAAAUCUGGUGCAGCUCUGCAUAGA
This is a messenger RNA of Rana temporaria (common frog), 1197 nucleotides long. RefSeq names its product ecto-ADP-ribosyltransferase 5-like. NCBI's taxonomy places the organism in Eukaryota, Metazoa, Chordata, Amphibia, Anura, Ranidae. Bases 48 to 917 code for a protein of 289 amino acids. The record is from RefSeq and is a predicted model, not a curated record. Gene Ontology annotation, molecular function: NAD+ poly-ADP-ribosyltransferase activity; NAD+-protein-arginine ADP-ribosyltransferase activity. The transcript has 5 exons.